UUUCAUUGAAUGGCGAUGCGUGCACUGGUUUAACGAGACAGCGAGUGGCACCAAGGGGAGGUCCCUCUUAGCGCGGAGAUCUGGUGACAAGUUGUACCAGCUCUCAUUAAACUUCGCCUCGGGAUCCGCGCCUAAAUUGGCUACGGGUUGGCCAAUUUGAGGAGAGGAGUUUCACUGACUCUCGGGAUGAGGAGUGUGUUGGCGGCUGCGGUGGUGAUGGUGAUGCCAGCAAUUCACCGGUGAAGCGAAGGGGUUUUAGGGGAAGACGUUACAGCUUGGCUCCAGCGCUGAAUACAAAGCCCAGCAGUCCGAGGGAUCAUAGCCACAACCCAUGAACAGGCACAGGUGGAGUUUAACACUGGACCCCAUGAGGAUAUGCCGGCAGGUCAUUGGAUAUCCAUGCUGUGACUGUUAUUUAAGCGGCUGUGCCAGGAACGUCAGCGAACGAUGUUGAAGCAAGCCAUGCAAUGGAAGUCCAUGUGCAAGGGGCUGGUCCUGGGAACUCUGCUCACCACCUGCAUGAUCCUGCUCUACUCUUUCGCCGCGCCGCCUCACCAACUCAACCUCCAAGAAGUUCCCGUUCCUUAUUCCUGCUCCUACAAACCUGUGCAUCCCAGGAUUGUACCCCAAAUAAAUAACACGCUUUCGAUGCUGGAGCAGAGCAAAGCCUGCACUCCCAAAGAGGACAUCAUGUUCAUGAAGACCCACAAAACGGCCAGCAGCACUAUCCUCAACAUCCUCUUCCGUUUUGGUCAGAGGCACCGGCUGAAAUUUGCUUUUCCCAAUGGCCGGAACGACUUCUACUACCCAUCCUUCUUUGACAGGAGCCAAGUGAAGGACUACAGGCCGGGCACUUGCUUCAACAUCAUCUGUAACCACAUGAGGUUUCACAGUGAAGAGGUCCGCAAGUUGCUCCCUGAAGACACUGUCUACUUCAGCAUCCUCAGGAACCCUGCUUAUUUAUUUGAAUCGUCUUUCCAUUACUUUGGUCGUGUGAUCCCUUUGACCUGGAAGAUCAGUGGGGAGGACAAGCUCGCCGAAUUCCUCAGGGAACCUGACCGAUACUAUGAUCCGAAUGGCUUUAACUCCCAUUACUUGAAGAACUUGUUGUUUUUUGACUUUGGCUAUGACAAUAACUUAGAGUUUGGUGACCCCAGAGUAGAGAAGUACAUCAAAGCCAUUGAUGAACGAUUCCAGUUGGUGAUGCUUCUUGAGUACUUUGACGAGUCCCUCAUUCUCCUGAAGGAUGUGAUGUGUUGGAACAUGGACGACAUCCUGUAUUUUAAGUUGAAUAUAAGGAAGGAUUCCACCAUCUCGAGAAUGAACGGAGAGCUAUAUGAAAAAGCGACGAGAUGGAACCGGAUAGACACCAUGUUGUAUGGAUACUUCAAUGCUACGUUCUGGAGAAAGGUGAGGCAGUACGGCUUCGAGCGCAUGCAGCAUGACGUGGAACAACUGCGCGAGCGCAACGAUCAUAUGCAAUCCAUCUGCAUCGACGGCGGGCGACCGGUGGAUGCAAAUGCCAUUCAGGAGGCGUCCUUGCAGCCGUGGCAACCUCUGGGGGAGCGCUCCAUCAUGGGCUACAACCUGAAGAAGAACAUUAGUCGAAAGCAUAGAAAACUCUGCAGGAAAAUGCUCACUCCAGAGCUACAAUACUUGACUGAAUUAGGGGUUAAUCUGUGGAUAACAAAGUUAUGGUCCUACAUCAGAGACCUGUUCAGAUGGUAGCUUUGAGGCUGGGCUUUCUAUUCAUGUGCCAACCAUGCCACAGGCAUGAGGAACAGCACUGAGGAAGAAAUCCAUGGGCAUCACAUGGAUGCCAUUCCAGAUUGCCAGUGAUUGUAAGGCAAUCAUUCACGCAUUUAAUUUAUCGAGCACAAUGUGAUUACAGUCAGUGUUUUACUUUAUUUCACUUAAGUUUCAUUUGUAAAAUAGUAAUUCAUCUGGAACCAAAAGCCCCACCAUUCUAUGCUCUGUAAAAUAUCUAACUCUCUUUACAGUCCUGACCAUAACUUGUGAAUGGUCACAAAUUAAAUAAUAACUGUGAAUUAAUAGUGUAAUCAGAGAAAUCAGAACUUCAUACAAUGUGAUAAAAACGAUGUGCUUAAAGAUCUAAUGCCAAUGCUUCCAUGUAGACUAAUGAAAGGCCGCAACAAACCAACAAUGAUGCCUAACAAAUCACGUCAGACUUAUGUGAUCAUUUGAUACACAUUUGUAAGGAAAUUUCUAUCAGCCCAUGAAAUCCAGUUUAGUUUAGAGAAUAGGUGGGUUUAGAGAAACAGCUUGGAAACAGGCCCUUCAGCCCACUGAGUCCACAUUGGCCAUUCAUCACCCCUAGGCUAGUUCUAUGUUAAUCCACUUAACGUCCACUCCUUACACACCAGCGGCAAUUUAGGGAGGCGAAUUAACCUACCAAUCUGCACGUCUUUGGGACGUGGGAGGCAACCGGAGCACCCAGAGGAAACCCACGUGGUCACAGGGUGAACGUACAAACUCCACAAAGGCAGCACCCAUGAUCACGAUCGAACCCGGGUCACUGGUGCUGUGAGGCAGCAGCCCUACCGCUGCACCUUUGUGCAAUCCCUGCAGAAUUGCAUUUAUAAUGCCAGACAAGGUAGACAUAGUUCUAAAAGAGUUUGAAUUCAGAUGUGAUUUUUCUCAUCUUAUUAACAGAACCCACCCGUUCAGGUAUUUUCUCACCUCCAGCUCAUUCCACCCACCCCCCACAUUGAUUUAUUUGUAUAAAAUAAUAUUGAUUGGAAAGAGACAAUAGUUUUUAAAUCAAUGUCAUUAUUGGUAGAACAAUUGAAUUGAAGGCAAUCAGUUUUAAUCAGUAGCUCCCUUGCCUCUUCAUCGGAAGGCUAUAAGAGCUACACCCAGGGUACUUGCAUACACCAGGGUAUACUCAACUGCACCAGGGUACUGAGGGCGGCACAGUGUGGCAGUGGUGCAGUUGCCGCCUUACAGUGCCAGAGACUCAGGUUCGAUCCUGACUACGGGUGCUGUCUAUGUGGAGUUUGUACGUUUUUCCCGUGACCGCGUGGAUUUUCUCUGGGUGCUCUGGUUUCCUCCCACACUCCAAAUCCAAGUACAGGUUUGAAGGUUAACCGGCUUUGGUAAACUUGUACAUCGUUCCCUAGUGUGUAGGAUAGCGCUAGUGUAUGGGGUGAUCGCUGAUCGGCGCAGACUCGGUGGACCAAAGGACACUUUUUCUCGCUGCAUCUCUAAAUGUACAACUAAAAAAAACAGAGCAAUUAGUGUUGUGUGACUGGCAAAGAGUGAGUGGAAAAGUCUGGUCUAAAAGUCUACAAAAAUCCAGUCUGAUCCUUCUUAGCUUUAUGAAGGAAGUGUUGCUCUUGUGGGUAAGACUUUAAACCAAAUGCAAAGAAGACGCAAAGUGCAGGAGUGACUCAGCGGGUCAGGCAGCAUCUCUGGAGAACAUGGAUAUGCGACGUUUUGGAUAGGGACCCUUCUUCAUGCCUGAAACGUGACCCAUCAGUGUUCUCCAGAGAUGCUGCUUGACCUGCUGAGUUAUUCCAGCACUUUGUUUAAAAGAAAUACCCAGCAUUUGCAGUUCCUUGUGUCUCCGUUAAACCAAAUUAAUGUUUGCUCCCAGUAGUGGGCCCGAAAGACCCAAAUGCAGAAAGAGUGGAGGUUCUAUCCCUGGAACCAGACCAGAUUUAUUCAAUAUCGACACCCAAAAGGAGGCAGUCAGGUACUAGCACUUUGUGGAAUUGUACAGGGUGAAAAACCUGGCACAUUUCUUAAAUUACAACAGGGGCCACACAUUUGAAAGACCAUCAGUAGUGGUAAAACACUUUGGGACGUAGCUAUGAAAGUUGAACAGAAAUGCAUGUUCUCUCUUUACUUCUCGCCUUUUAAAAGGCUCUCACACACAAUCUGUGGAUCAGAUAUAAGCUUGACCCUCACUGCAAUUUACAAUUCGACUUCAUAAAUGUGGAGUACAUUAAAAGGGCAUUUGGACAGGCACAUGGAUAGGUACAUGUUCUCCAGACAUGCUGCCUGACCCGCUGAGCUGAAUCCAGCACUCUGUGAAACGUCACCUAUCCAUGUUCUCCAGACAUGCUGCCUGACCCAUUGAGUUACUCCAGUACCAGUACAGUGUCUUUUUAUUUGUUACAAACUACUUCCUGGGCAAUGGUUAUUACACAGUAAAGAUCUGGAAACAUUCUGGAGG
Leucoraja erinaceus (little skate) is the source of this 4198-nucleotide messenger RNA. RefSeq names its product galactose-3-O-sulfotransferase 1a (gene gal3st1a). The coding region runs from base 448 to 1728 and encodes 426 amino acids. Gene Ontology annotation, molecular function: galactosylceramide sulfotransferase activity. The transcript has 4 exons. The record is from RefSeq and is a predicted model, not a curated record. Lineage: Eukaryota; Metazoa; Chordata; Chondrichthyes; Rajiformes; Rajidae. Gene Ontology annotation, biological process: galactosylceramide biosynthetic process; myelination. Gene Ontology annotation, cellular component: membrane.